AUGUUUCCGAUCGAUGGUGAACGCCCAUUUGUACUAAUGGCGCUCCUAUCAGCGGCAAAGCUUGUCAUCCUCAUCGGCGUCUUUUGCUUCGUUGUCGCCGUCGAAGGCCGUCCCGAUGUUCACCAUCACUUUGGUUUCCCCGACCCCAGCCAGAGGGCACCCUCAGCGCCUGUCGCUCAAGAAGCACCUGGCAACGACCGCGUGUCCAAGUACUACCUACACGUCCAUGGAAUCAUCGCUGCCCUCGCCUUCGUCAUCCUUUUCCCUCUUGGUUCUAUCCUCAUUCGCUUGCUUCCAGGCCGUUUGGCCCUCUUCGCCCAUGCUACUUGGCAGCUCUCUACGCUAAUCGUUUAUCUGGCCGCCGUUGGGCUCGGUAUUCACCUUAUCAAACGAGAUCCUAACACGAUGAGAAAUGGACGCUUGAACUACCAUCCAAUCAUCGGCAUCUUUAUUCUCGCCCUCCUUUUCAUCCAACCCUUGGUGGGCAUUUUCCACCACAAGGAAUACAAAGUGAAUCGUCGCCGCGGAGUCUGGUCAGCCCUUCACCUCAUACUGGGAAGGAUUGCCAUUACUAUUGGAAUGAUCAAUGGCUAUAUAGGCUUAAUCGCAAUGGACGACGAUACAAAAACGAAAGUCAAGGCAAUCUACGUUGCUAUCGCGCUGGCAAUCUGGCUCCUAUGGACUGCCAUGUCGAUAUGGUGGGAGUGGAAGAGGCAUAGGAGAGAGAGGGCAGAAAAGGAGCUGGAGCGUGCCCUGGCCGAGGACGGGACAGGAGUUGGAGCCGACCGCGGAGUGAAUGACCAGAGCGACACAAGGGCGAGGGAAGCACUCAGGAAGGCGAAGAGGUCAAGAGGUUGAGGUCAAUAGGGUUUGAUGUCGAGUUGAUGGUGUGACAAGUCCGUGUUGUUGGAGAUGGUUGGAGUCUUGCCCUUUUAAUAUCCUCGAAGGAGUCUUGGUAUUGUACGUCCCGCAUCCUUUACAGGAACAGUCAAUAAAAAUAGCUUUAAGAAUAAUUGUUAUCCACCGAAUAGAAAUAUCUCACCGG
This is a messenger RNA of Neurospora tetrasperma FGSC 2508, 1045 nucleotides long. RefSeq lists its product as uncharacterized. The transcript has 3 exons. Lineage: Eukaryota; Fungi; Ascomycota; Sordariomycetes; Sordariales; Sordariaceae. Bases 1 to 858 code for a protein of 285 amino acids. The record is from RefSeq and is a predicted model, not a curated record.